AAAAGCUUUUAUCCACCAUAGUCAUAAACUUUUUUGGCAAUUAUCAAGUUAGUAACUGUAUAAAAAGCUAACCGCUGAUUGACUUUCCAUUCAGUCGCACGGCAAACGCCCAGCCGUAAAGUUUCCCAAGUGCCAGAGAGUGAUAGUUGAGCCAGGAACCGCACGAUGUCCGCGAAACCGUUCAAGGUGCUGAUCACCCAUCCGGAGGUGCCGCAGUCGGGCAUUGAUCUGCUCAAGGAGAACUGUGAGCUCGUCCAGGUGCAGAGCCUGCCGCCCAGCCGUGCGGAGCUGCUGCAGAAGAUCAAGGGCGUCGACGGCGUCUUCUGGGGUGGACACGGUGCACUCAAUGCCGAAGUCCUCGAUGCUGCCGGGCCACAGCUGAAAUCAAUUUCCACCAUGUCGGCGGGCAUUGACUACGUCGACUUGGAGGAGGUGAAGCGUCGCAAGAUACCACUGGGACACACGCCCACCGUGCUGAACACGGCUGUGGCCGAUCUGGCGGUGGGUCUGCUCAUCGCAGCGGGUCGUCGCUUUCACGAGGCACGCCGGAAGAUCGACACUGACAACUGGGAGAACUAUCAUCUGAACUGGCUGCUCGGCCAGGAUGUGCGCGACUCUGUCAUUGGCUUCUUCGGUUUCGGCGGCAUUGGCCAGGCGAUUGCCAAGCGCCUCUCCGGCUUCGACAUUGACCAGGUGCUCUACACCACCCGGCGUCGCAUCGACAAGGAAACCGAACAGGAGCUCAACGCCAAAAAGGUGGAGUUCGAUGAGCUGCUGGCCAAGAGCGACUUUGUCGUCAUCGCCUCACCCCUGACCCCGGCCACCCAGGGCAUCUUCAAUGCCACCGCCUUCAACAAGAUGAAGAAGACCGCCGUCCUGGUCAACAUUGCCCGAGGCAAAAUCGUCAACCAGGACGAUCUCUACGACGCGCUUAAAUCGAACCGCAUCUUUGCCGCCGGCCUGGACGUUGUGGAUCCCGAACCCCUGCCGCCCAAUAACAAAUUGCUCGCCCUGGACAAUGUCGUUAUUCUACCCCACAUUGGCUCCGCCACCACGCGCACCCGUUCCGACAUGGCCACGAUUGCCGCUCACAAUGUGCUGCGCGGAUUGGCCGGGGAGCGGAUGCUGUCGCCGGCCUAUUAGGAAAAGCGUGGAAAUUCAUGGGAGACCCACUGAAGCGUGCAAGGAUUAUUGCUGUGAACAUUAUUAACAAUUGAUUGUGUGAAUGAUUGCAAAUUUAAUAAAAUAAUAUCAAAUAAGAA
Messenger RNA from Drosophila montana, 1262 nucleotides. Its product is annotated as glyoxylate reductase/hydroxypyruvate reductase-like. The coding region runs from base 166 to 1143 and encodes 325 amino acids. Gene Ontology annotation, molecular function: hydroxypyruvate reductase (NADH) activity; NAD binding; glyoxylate reductase (NADPH) activity. The transcript has 5 exons. Lineage: Eukaryota; Metazoa; Arthropoda; Insecta; Diptera; Drosophilidae. The record is from RefSeq and is a predicted model, not a curated record. Gene Ontology annotation, cellular component: cytosol.